AUGGCUACACAGCCUAACCUGCCUGAAGAUCCCUCCACAAACUGGUAUGCUUACUAUAGGUUUAAUCCCCGUAGGGACAUGCCGGGGGAUGCUAGAAACACUUUGCUAGUAGUUGCUGCCCUGAUUGCUGCCGUGACAUUCCAAGCAGGACUCAACCCUCCAAGUAGCUUUUUGCCGGAGGGACCCGCCACCAAAGAGGGAGCGGAAACAUGCUCAGGGAGAGUCAUCUUACCUUCCAAGGAAAACACUGAGCACACAUUGUUUCUAUCCUGCAAUACCACUUCAGGGGAGCAGGGAGUGAAAGAAGGUUCAGUGAGUGUCGUCUUAGCUUCUACUCAAAAAGUCCAAUUCACAUUGUUUCUCUUCUGCAACACAUUAGCCCUUUCUGCGUCAAUCCAAACCAUUACUGCUCUCAUAAUUGGAUGCCCAUUUAGUUUUGAGGUGCUGACUGCUAUAUAUUCAAUGAUGGCCACUUAUGGUGUCUCAAUUGCUACGUUGGAACCACCAAGAGGUGUCCUCUUGGAGUGCCUCAUAAUUUCAUUCUUCUUGCCAUUCUUUUUAAGGUUGCUCCAUCGAUUUCUUAAGAAGGUGCAAGCAAAAUGA
Molecule: messenger RNA, 603 nt
Organism: Vitis vinifera (wine grape)
Lineage: Eukaryota; Viridiplantae; Streptophyta; Magnoliopsida; Vitales; Vitaceae
Exons: 1
Coding region: 1-603 (200 amino acids)
Source: RefSeq, a predicted model, not a curated record